Molecule: messenger RNA, 866 nt
Organism: Tribolium castaneum (red flour beetle)
Lineage: Eukaryota; Metazoa; Arthropoda; Insecta; Coleoptera; Tenebrionidae
Exons: 2
Coding region: 198-866 (222 amino acids)
Biological process (GO): regulation of transcription by RNA polymerase II
Cellular component (GO): transcription regulator complex; nucleus
Molecular function (GO): DNA binding
Source: RefSeq, a predicted model, not a curated record
UUUAUCGUGAAGAGACGUAAAAUGUAAUCUCACACACUGGAACAGACCGAAAGCAGAACGGAAUUUCCCCCCGUUUCCGUUCACUAUUGAUUUCGUCCAACGCUCACGUGCGACCUCAGCUGCUUUUCCGCUAUGUUCCGUCGGUCACGACGCACAACUCGACGGAAUUCGGUUACUCAAGAAAAUCGCAAAAAACUAUGUCGAUUUCGUUCAAAAUGCAAAAACUGAUAACAGAAGUACAAAAACAACCGUGCUUGUGGAAUGUGCAUCUGCCUAGUUACAGUGAUAAACCGGCGAAAGUGAAAGCUUGGAAAGCAAUUUGUCAGGCGAUUUAUCCGCGCACUGUUGGAAACAGUGCUGAUGAAAAAUCGAAGAUUGCGUUUAUUCAAAAGAAAUGGAAGUCGGUGCGCGAUUAUUACACCAAGCAAAGGAGGGAGCUUCAGUCAGAGUUGGUGACCGGGUCCAAGCGGAAAAAAUAUGUUUAUUUCGACAUGUUGCGGUUUUUGGAAGCUAAAUUCGACGGUGAAGAAGACACACUUGUUGGGAGUUGGAAGGACGAUAGUUCUGAUUUGAACCUAACUGAGGAGGCAACAACAGAAGAUGACAAAAACCCAGCCAUCAAACACGAAGAGUUGGAAGAAACUACAAUCAAGUCGGAAGACGUCGAUCUUCCUCCUGAUUUCGUCGAAGAAGAAAGCCCCCAUCCCUCGAGACAAGACAUCGACGAAGACGAAAUGUUUCUCCUGUCGCUCCUCCCAUCAAUCCGAAAACUCACACCUUUGCAAAAAAUGGACUUCAAGCUGGAAGUCAUGACCUCGCUCAAAAAAAUCCAAUUCGCUGACGCAUCUAGUUGCCAGCAUUUGUAA